GAAAUUCAGGCUUGCAGCCCAGAGGCCUCAGCCCCGGCUUCCAGAAAUGGAAGACGUUGUGGGUCGGGAGCCAGAGCUCUUUGCUCUAGUCUUAGCUGGGCCCGUGACUCCCUGCGUGGCUUUGGGCGAUUUCCCGCCCCUCACUGGGCCUCCAUCUACCCACCGGUAAAGUGAGAGGGUUUUUGGAUGGCUCUCCCUAAUUUCCAGAUUGACUUAAAUUCAUUUCCUUGUCAGACUUCCCCUACGGCUUGCCCCCAGCUUCACCAGCCACUUCCCUUCCUCAGCAGCAACUUGGCUGUACUCUGAAACUCUGGACCCUCAGGUUUCCACUAGAUCGCCUGAGAUUGUCUGCAAUCAACUGUGUGGGGCAAGAAGCUGCACCCAGCCUCCGGACAGCAGGCUGAGGACUGGUUUCUUGUGCACUGAGAUCUUCGGCUGUGAGGACGUGCCACAACUCUGGCCCACAAGGCCUGGAGAGAGAAGACCUUUAGGUGGUGGAGGCGGGGUGGGGUGGGUCUUGUCCAGCUCAGUUUCUCUUUAACCCCUGGCGGACUUGGGGUGCACUUGCCCCGCUCCGACAGGCCCAUGGCGCAUCGGCUGCAGAUACGACUGCUGACGUGGGACGUGAAGGACACACUGCUCAGGCUCCGCCAUCCUGUGGGAGAGGAAUACGCCACCAAGGCCCGGGCCCACGGGCUGGAGGUGGAGGCCGCCACACUGGGACACGCCUUCAGGCAGGCCUACAUGACUCAGAGCCACAGCUUCCCCAACUACGGCCUGAGCCAAGGCCUCACCUCCCGCCGGUGGUGGCUGGAUGUGGUCUUGCACACCUUCCACCUAGCGGGUGUUCGAGAUGCCCAGGCUGUGGCCCCCAUCGCUGAACGGCUGUACGAGGAUUUCUGUAAGCCGUGCACCUGGCAGGUGUUGGAGGGGGCCGAGGCCACCCUGAGAGGGUGCCGAGAACGAGGUCUGAGGCUGGCAGUGGUCUCCAACUUUGACCGGCGGCUGGAGGACAUCCUGAGGGGGCUGGGCCUGCGGGAACACUUUGACUUUGUGCUGACCUCUGAGGCUGCCGGCUGGCCCAAGCCUGACCCCCGAAUUUUCCACGAGGCCUUGCGGCUUGCUCGAGUGGACCCGGCAGGAGCAGCCCACAUUGGGGACAGUUACCACUGUGAUUACAAGGGGGCCCUGGCUGUAGGGAUGCACAGCUUCCUGGUGGUUGGCCCAGAGCCUUUGGACCCUGCAGUCAAGGGUUCUGUACCCCAAGAAUGCCUCCUCCCCUCACUGUCCCAUCUCCUGCCUGCCCUUGACUGCCUGGAGGGCUCACCUCUGGAACUUUGAGUCCGACGAGGGAAGUCGAGGGAAGUGGCUCCAGCAAACUAGAAAGCUCCUUCCUUCCUGAGAUCAGGCCUUUGCCUCUCUCCCUGUGGCAUCCAAAUGCAUCCUGACUAUAAAGCAGUGAAUGCAGGGCUUUGAGCCCUGCUCCACGC
Messenger RNA from Callorhinus ursinus (northern fur seal), 1490 nucleotides. NCBI's taxonomy places the organism in Eukaryota, Metazoa, Chordata, Mammalia, Carnivora, Otariidae. The record is from RefSeq and is a predicted model, not a curated record.